AUGGUAAUGCUUUUAGAAAAAACAGAUUUCAUUUUGAUUUGCCUGCCAAUUAUUUCAAAAGCGAUGCUGCAGGUAGCUAAGCUAGCAAUUGUCUUCGAGUUAGAUACUGCACAUUUAUCCUCCUUUUCAGCCGUGCUUGUGAGUCAGAUGGCUCUAAAAGUUCUCGAAACGGAUACGAAACAGCUGGCUUCUGGUGGUAGUUCGGAUAGUGGCAGUCUCCCUAAGCCAAAACCUCCUGCACAGAAAGGAAUGGCUGGCACCUUCGAUCCAAAUUACCAAACAUUAGCCAAUGUGCAAGAUCCAUUUGCUCAGCCACGAGGACCUGGGGGUCCUGGAGCCCCGCGAGCCCCUGCAGCCCCUGCAGCUCCUCCUCCGCAAGCUCCCAAAGCUCCUGCCGUGGGGGGAAUGGCAGUUUCAGGGACAUUUGAUCCAAAUUACCAGACCUUGGCAAACAUUCAAGGAGAUGUGUUUGGGGCAGACAAAGCGGGAGGAGCUGGAGCACCAGCGGCAGCAGGAAAAGGAGAUUGGCAGGGAGGAAUUGUUGUAGCUGAUUUCCUUCUUCACAUAAUUGCAUAG
Molecule: messenger RNA, 576 nt
Organism: Strongylus vulgaris
Lineage: Eukaryota; Metazoa; Nematoda; Chromadorea; Rhabditida; Strongylidae
Source: the annotation of a GenBank genome assembly